CCACUAUGCAUAUUGCAUGAAUACCAACCGAACGCUUGAAUUGAGUGAGACAACUAGCUAAACUGCUUCAUCUGUUAUUCCAAUCUAUGUUAGAGAUAAACUGGUUUGGUGCUGAUUAGAUUAAUUAAACAUAUGCAGAGUCACUUGUGCAAGUAUCAUCAGACCACUUAAUUCCUAUUAACUAAUUACGUGUAAGUGUUGCUGGGUGGUGACUGCAUUGUGGUAAAACAAACAUGGCGUAUAAGUACAUCACUGCUCUAGAGCUUCAGGAGGAAGGCAAGAAUGCGAUAGAUUCCCCUUCCAGUCCCACAAAGGCCGAUGUUGGGCCCGAGGGAUAUCUACUGGAGGAGAAUGAGGAGCGCUCAAUGAUUGACCCCAUGUCCAGAGACGAUCCCAAGCUGAAGGAGCUAAUCAAGCUGCUGCUGGAGUGGAUCAAUGACGUGUUAGCAGACGAUCGCAUCAUUGUGAAGGACAUUGAAGAGGACCUCUUCGAUGGACAGAUCCUGCAGAAACUUAUUGAGAAGCUAGCCAACAUCAAGGUGGAGGUGCCAGAGGUGUCUCAAUCCGAGCUGGGCCAGAAACAGAAGCUGCGGGUGAUCCUUGAGGUGAUCAACCGGAUCCUCAACCUGCCCAGGCUCGGCACCUGGAACCAGCAGAAGUGGAGCGUAGACAGUGUCCACUCUAAGAACCUGGUGGCCAUUCUCCACCUGCUGGUACAGCUUGUACGUCACUUUCGUGCUCCCAUCAGACUGCCAGAGAAUGUGCGGGUGUUCCUGGUCGUAGUCCAGAAACGAGACGGCAUGUUGCAGCCCAGAAGGGUGCCAGAAGACAUCACUGGAACAAAUGAAGAUGUUGGUGGAAAGUUUGAACGGGAUGCAUUUGACACGCUGUUUGACCACGCACCUGACAAGCUGAACCUUGUCAAGAAGACCCUGGUUACAUUUGUCAACAAACAGCUGAUGAAGGUGAACCUGGAGGUCCAGGACAUUCAGAGUCAGUUCCAUGAUGGUGUGUACCUGGUGAUACUAAUGGGGCUGCUGGAGGAGUAUUUUGUUCCACUGCACAGUUUUCACCUCACACCCACAGAAUUCGACCAGAAGGUGCACAACGUUGGGUUUGCUUUUGAGCUAAUGCAGGAUGCUGGGUUGCCGAAACCAAAGUCACGUCCGGAAGAUGUCGUGAAUUUAGACUUAAAAUGCACGCUGCGAGUUCUCUAUAACAUCUUCACCAAAUACAAGGAUGCCACUGUUGCCUAGGAAACCAAAGACUCCCUCAUCUGACCUUACUGUUGCCAUGGCAAUCAUAGUUUACAAAGAAGAAGAAUCGAAGAUAAGGUUGAAAAUCCAAAUUAUUCAUGAAACUGUUUGAAUCUCUGUCAUUUUCAUCAUGAUUAUGUUAAAAAGUCAUUUUUCAUAAAACAUCAUAAUAGAAAUAUGAAUUUUAAAUCUUAAAUUUCAAUGUGCUUUUGUAAUAAGAAAUAUUUGGUUUGAAAUGCACUGAAUAUGUUUAUUAUACUCUUGUAUAGUUCCAUUAAUUUAUUGCCAUUUUCCUAACUCCAAUUAUGGAGCAAAAAAAGGGAAGCAAAUUAUAAAUAUGAGACACAUUCUGGGUAAACUGGGCCUUAUGUAAAGUAUCGUCCCAGAUAGGCCUGUGCAGUCACCACAAGCUAGUCAAGGAAGUCACGUUCCACUUUUUAGCUUUUUCGUGAAAGGCGAAAAGAGUCUUCCCUUAUUAGCGUGUACAAACUGCACAGGCUUACGAGUGACAAAACUUUAUGCACAUGCAUUUUACCUGGUUUUAGCAGAGGGCUACUCAUACACUGACUUGAUUACAGUAGGAAUACUUGAACUGAUUAUGCAGUUGAUUAAGGUGUAACUGAAAAUCAUGAUUUGUCAUACAUAAGGAGCACUCCAUGUACACAGUUGCUUAGCUCAACUUAUACCUCAAUUUGAAAAUCAAAUUGAAUUCAAUGGACUGAUAAUGCAAUGUUAUACUGCCUAGCAACCAUUUUAAACAUGGUACAGAGAGGCUAUUCUUAUGGUUUGCAGCUUCUGCCCAUAUGACCCAUGCUUAUUAUGUUAAUCAGUUUUGUUCACAGAUUGUAAAAAGUAAUGAUCUAAGACUUAUAUACAAAUAGUGUUAAACUAGCUUGACCUUAAAAUAAAUCAUGCAGAAACAUUGUGUUAAUCAUUAAAUUGAAUUAUCUUAUCACUUUAGAGAUUUUUAUAAUUUAGAGGUCAUUAUAAAGCUCAAGCUAGUCCUGAAAUGUGAAACAGAAAAUGAUGUUUUGACUAUCUAUUUUUCCUUGGAGUCUAAAGACUGCAUUUCUCUAUUGUGGUAUUAUUUGUUAAGUAUAUUUUUCUGCUAUCUUGUAUGUAUGAGACAUAUUAAUAAUGAAUAUUGACAGUUGAUGCUGAUUAUUUCAGAUUAAAAUUGUUACAAUUGUUAUGUUUUUUGCAAACAUUUUGUACAACUUUCACAUGUGUUCUUCUCUUUGUAAAUAGUUGUAGUUUUAUAUAGGAGCUUAUUAUAUUUGUAAUAUAGUGUAUGUGUUAAUAAGUUUCUGUUUUAUGUAACUUUUGCAUUGUUAACAGGAGCAGUCAUAUUUGUCUUUUAUAGAUGAGUGACUGCUAAUUUUGUAUUACCCGAAUACCUGUUAUUUUCACAUAUUUAGGUGAUGUUUGAUUUAGAAUUAACUUAAAAUGUAUAAAUGAAUAGCGAUUAUGAGUUUGAUCUAUAUCAUCAGAAUAUAAACUCUACAAUUUGACAACAUAUUCUUCAGUUAUAAUGAAAGCGAUAUUUUACAUUUUGGAACUUCUUUUCCAACUGUCAACCAAAACAUCGGUUUAAGCACUAGCCAAACCUCAUACUUACCCCAGAAUUAAUCCCAAACGAAAGUGUGAGUCAGGGUGUAGUGUUCCAAAAACUAGGUCUUCAGGUUGAUAUUUUGAAGACCUUUUGAUCUCUCCAAAGGCCACAUUAAUGACCCAAUCUAAUGAAACAUUUAUGACUUAAUUUUAUAAAACUUGGUCAGAUUGUUUACCUCUACAUUACAUUUUCUGGUCUGAGCUCGAAUCUGGGUUAUGUGAAUCCAAAAUCUAGGUCAUCAGGUCAAACCUUAUAAAAGCCUUGUUAUCACCCUAGAGUCAAUUCAGGAGUCAAUCUUGAUAAAACUUGGUAAAAAAGUUUAUCUUGACAAUAUCUAGAACAAGUUUAAAUCUGGGUCAUGUGUAUAUAGAAACAAGGUUAAAAGGUUUAAUGUUAAAAAAACAAACACGUAUCACUGAAGGAGCAACAUUAAAGACUCAAGCUUUCUAAAAACCUAAUACCCGGUAAGAAUGUUUAUCUUGACAAUAACUUGAUAAAGCUUGAAUCCAGGUCGGAUUCAUCAAAAUCUAGGUCACCAGGUCAAAUCUUUAUUAAGAAAAACACCUUGUUACCACUCCAGAUACCUGAUUUGUGACACAGUCUUGAUAAAGUUUGUUUGGAAUAUUUAUAUUAGAAAGCCAUGUUUGAAUCUGGGUCAAGUCAGGUCUAAAAUUAGAUCACCAGUUCAAGUCUUCCACAUUUGGUGUCAGUGAAUUCUUGUGAGCGAUGAACGGCCAUCAUGGCCCUCAUGGUCCAUUUUGUAUGGGCAAUAUUGGUAUUUUGCACUUGACAUGUAAUGAAAGUUUAAGAAUUUAACUGUCUUUACAUGUACACUAUAUUUGAGAUAAAACAUAAAUUGUUCAAGCAGUAUCUUUCAGAAUACAUGUUUUUUGCCUGUCUUCUUUUGAAUCUCCAUCUUAAAAAUUGAUUCUGUUUGUUUUUUUUAAUUCUGUAAGUUUGCAACUAUUUUAAAAUGUUAACAUAUCAGUAUGGGAAGUAAUGUUACAAUAUUGUACAAACUAAGAAACUUGUGAUUUUGUUGUAAGCUCUGAUGUCAUCAGCAUCUUGAACUAAAGACCAAUGUGAAGAACUGAUCAAGCAUUAAAAUUUCCUCUUGCCUACGUUUAUUUUUUUGUUACAAAAUCUUAAAAAAAAUUUAGAGACCUGAUGCUUCCAAUAAUAUUCUUUGAUGUGGCUUGUACACUUUUUGUCAUCUAUAUUUGUUUUAUAAUAUAUAUUUUUAUUUAAUGCUAAUUGAUGUUAAUACUACCCAUGCCCCAAAUUAAUGCAGAAUGAUAUUUGUCAAUAAUUAUUAUUACCUUUAAUUUAUUAAUUACCAGUUAUUAAGUAGAUGAAUCAACAAAUUCAUUUUCAAUUAUUUUACAUCAGGAAAGACAUAUGUGCCAUACAUGAAAAUUCUUAUAUUGUUUACCUGCUUUCUUUGUGAUUCUACAUAUUCAAUAUGUAUGUAUUUUUUGUUAACAAAAAUUGUGCCAGAUAAUAGACAGACAUUUGGAUUUCUGUUUUAUAAUUUAUUAAAAACCUAUAAUUGUAUGUAACAAACAUUAUAUAUAAUCACUUGCAUGACCACAUAUAUAUAUUGCAUAGAGGGAAUAAGUUCUCUUGAUAUAACUUUAAUUAUGCACAUGAUUCACACAUUCACAUCUGUUAUAGUUGUUAUUUUGGGAGAAAAGCAGUAUGUUAAAACUAAUUUGUUUAAAUGUUAGUUGAUAAUUUAUAUUAGCCGUGCUCUGUGAAAAGGGGGUUUAAUGCAUGUGCGUAGUGUCUUUCCAGAUUAGCCUGUGCAGUAUGCACAGGCUAAUUCGGGACUGCACUUUCUGCCUAAUCUUGAUUUUUGCUAUGAAGAGACUUUCUUGAAAGGAAAAAUAUCAUAAAAGCGGAAAGUGUCGUCCCUGAUUAGCUUGUGCGGACUGCACAGGCUAAUCUGUGACGACGAUUUUAUGCACAUGCAUUAAACCCUUUUUUCAGAUAGCAUGGCUCAUGUUUUUUAUUUUACUGUCAAAAUACAAUGCAACUGGUCUUUUAUCUUGUGUAACUGCUCCUUUAGGGAUAGUGGUGGGGUCCAACCCUUUAUAUUAUGGUCAACCUAAACAAAGACAAAAGUCUAUUAAUCUAUAAAAAAAUAGUUGAGUUUUCAAUGACGUGGCAUUUCAAAACGAUUAAUGCAUAAUAAUGGUUUUAUUUUUCUCUUAUUCUCUGAGAAGCCAUGCAUAUUCUCUGCUGUGGAAGGAUGGAUAUUCUCUGUAGACAAAGCAAAUAUGUGAAACUUUAUUGUUCUUGAAAUAUUUACUUUCUAUGAUUUUUGUUACACAACUGUUUAUAUUUAUUUCACGAAAAAGUAAGUUAAUAAGCAUAAAAGUUUAAGUUAAUUAAAUUGUCUUUUGGCAUUUAUCUUUCUCUGUGUUUGCUUUAGCUACUCAUUUUUCAAGACAUUUAUUAAAUGCAAUUAUGAUAUAUUGCGUAUUUGUGAUCGUGAAAUUCAAUUUUGAAAGGUUUUUUAACUGACACUUCUGGAUUCUUCAGCUACAAGUAAAACUGAAUUAAAUUUAUUUUUAUGUCCCCCACAACUAUAUUGGGGGACAUAUUGUUUUUGCCCUGUCUGUUGGUUUGAUCCAACUUUAACAUUUUGCCAUAACUUUUGCAAUAUUGAAGAUGGCAACUUCAUAUUUGGCAUGCAUGUGUAUCUCAUGGAGCUGCACAUUUUGAGUGGUGAAAGGUCAAGGUCAUCCUUCAAGGUCAAAGGUCUAAAAAAAAUCAAAGCGGCGCAGAAGGGGACAUAGUGUUUCCGACAAACACGUUUCUUGUUUAAAUUGAUAACCAUAAAGAAUUGUUUGUUUCUUCAGUUUUGUAUAUUUAGUAGUAUGUGUACUGCAUUUUAGCAUUAAUUUAUUGAUAUUGUUAUAUAUAAAUGUGUUAUUAGAAAGUUUGUAUUACAGUAUGCAAUAUGUUUUAACAAUAUAUUUUAAUUAAGAUAUAUGUUUGCCCAUAUUAUUUUAUGUUAUGGUGCUAUAAAUAUUGUAUGAGUAAAAUAAAAGUUCAAAUAUA
Dreissena polymorpha is the source of this 5934-nucleotide messenger RNA. Its product is annotated as beta-parvin-like. The record is from RefSeq and is a predicted model, not a curated record. NCBI's taxonomy places the organism in Eukaryota, Metazoa, Mollusca, Bivalvia, Myida, Dreissenidae. Gene Ontology annotation, biological process: cell projection assembly; substrate adhesion-dependent cell spreading; establishment or maintenance of cell polarity. The coding region runs from base 234 to 1256 and encodes 340 amino acids. Gene Ontology annotation, cellular component: actin cytoskeleton; cytoplasm; focal adhesion. The transcript is spliced from 13 exons. Gene Ontology annotation, molecular function: actin binding.